AUGAGCAGCUCCAGCUCCCAGCUCUGGACCUGUGCCCGCUGUCUCCGGGCCCAGAGGCUGCGGGGUCCCUCGCUCGAUGGCGGCAGCAACUCGAUCCCUCGUCGCCCUCAUCCACGACGCCACCCGUUCAGCACCACAGCAGUCCGAUACGAUGAUGGACCUGCAGCUCCAAAGUCCGCGAAUCCGCACGCCCCCAAAAGUGCCGAGGGUCAGGAUGGCGAAGAGCAACAGGGCGCCAUGUCGCGCAGGCUGGCCGAGAUGGCCGAGGAGACGAUGGACACGGGCAGCAAGAGUGACCGCAAGUUGAUGCAAGAUGCCGGGUUUUCGGAAGAGCUGAAGAUGCAGCUGGAAGAGAGGAUUGCACAGACGAGCUUUGCGGCGCAGAAUCAACAGGCCGCGAGCCAAGUCACGAUGCCUAAUGCCGCAGGAAAGGGCACACGCGAUAUCGCGGGCGCAGAACCCUGGCGAGGCACAGAGACAAUGCACGACUCGGUGCUCCGCAUGCUCGACGACAGCCACAAGAAACUGCGAUCACCCUCGCGGGCGCCCUCCAUCGCUCCGAAAGUGAACCUGCGGCCGGCCCCCAAGAAGAACAUCUCGGCGGCGGACCGACUGGCGCGGGCACGGGACAAGACGUCCAUCUACGCCAUCAGCCAGCAGAGCGACAUGACGGAGCAAGAGCGGGAAAAGUGGCGCAGGGAGCUCAAGGACCGGUUCUCGCCCGGGGCCAGGCCGAUGCCGACGAGCAUCACAGGUCUCACGAGCCUGGCUAACGAGCGGAUCGAGGACGCCAUCGCCAGGGGGCAGUUCAAGAACAUCAGCCGCGGCAAGGGCAUCAAUGUGGAGCGCGACUACAACGCCAACUCACCCUUCCUCGACACGACCGAGUACUUUAUGAACAAGAUCAUCCAGAAGCAGGAGAUCGUCCCGCCCUGGAUCGAGAAGCAGCAGGAGCUGGUGAAAGCAGUGGCGACCUUUCGGAGCCGCCUGCGCAGCGACUGGCGCCGGCACGCCGCACGGACGAUUUCCAGCCGUGGCGGCACGGUCGAGGACCAGGUGCGCCGGGCCCAAGGGUAUGCGCUGGCUGAAGAGAGGGUCAAUCCCCGUCCGGCGCGGAGGGUGGAGAAUCUGAGCAGCAUUUCGAGCGAUGGCAGGUUGACGACUGUGAGUGUCGAGGAAAGGAUUGCCGCCGGAGUGGCCGUCGAGCCGCGAGACGAGCAAGAGCAGAUCGAAAUCAAAGUCACAGAGCAACCCGCCGAGAAUGCCCCCAUCGCCGUCGAUCUAAGCACGGAUGCGCCGCCGCCGCCGCCGCCAACAGCAGCAGAAGAAGCAGCACCUCCAGAGAUUAUAUCUACUUUGUCCGAGCAAGCACCCGCGCCCACGCCCACGCCCUCCCCAUCCCAAUCCCAAUCCCAACCCUCCCCCCCUCCAUCGUCCACCUCCGCCCAAGUCCUACCGAUGCCUUACCCCUUCCGCGACCCAACGUGGGAGAAAUCCGAACUGGCAUACCACACACUGGCGGUCGCGAACCUGAACGCCCUGACGCGCUCCUACAACCUGAUGGCGCCCAAGAUCGCCCAGAAGCCCUACUACACGCUAGACCGAGAACUGCGGCGGUGUUUUGCAGACGUGGCGCCGCAGCUGGCCGACGAGAUCCGCGAGCGCAGCACCCGGCCCCUGCCCAAGGUCCGCGUUGUCCGCCAGAAGGUCCAGGGUGGGGUGCUCGAGAAGCUUGGUGGUGAUGAGUGGAUGGGCCAUGAGGGCACGAUCCGCGACGAGAGCGGGGAGAAGAGUUAUGGGUUUAAGCAGUUCUGGCGGGAUUUGUUUGGUGGGGCGCAGAAGCAGAGUCUAGGCGGGAGAGGGAAGAGGCAUCUUGUUUGA
Messenger RNA from Fonsecaea multimorphosa CBS 102226, 1881 nucleotides. RefSeq lists its product as uncharacterized. Bases 1 to 1881 code for a protein of 626 amino acids. The transcript is spliced from 2 exons. NCBI's taxonomy places the organism in Eukaryota, Fungi, Ascomycota, Eurotiomycetes, Chaetothyriales, Herpotrichiellaceae. The record is from RefSeq and is a predicted model, not a curated record.